Molecule: messenger RNA, 2562 nt
Organism: Tympanuchus pallidicinctus (lesser prairie-chicken)
Lineage: Eukaryota; Metazoa; Chordata; Aves; Galliformes; Phasianidae
Gene: HMGCLL1
Product: 3-hydroxymethyl-3-methylglutaryl-CoA lyase like 1
Exons: 9
Coding region: 359-1375 (338 amino acids)
Biological process (GO): L-leucine catabolic process; ketone body biosynthetic process
Cellular component (GO): endoplasmic reticulum; cytosol
Molecular function (GO): hydroxymethylglutaryl-CoA lyase activity
Source: RefSeq, a predicted model, not a curated record
CUCUAAGUUUCCACGGCCCAACUGUAAAGCUGACACGCUGACAAGCACAGAAGACUUUUGUCAAAGAUGUGCCACCAUCUGAACUGCCAACCGGGAAAGGUUUUAUCUGGAAUCACCAGCACAGCCCCAGGGUCCCCAGCCAGGCCGGCUCGCUGUCAGCCCUUCCUUGGCCAUCUCUCCUUCCCCUCCAGCCUUCCGCGGAAGCACGCAGAGCACAGCCUGCACUCCGCUCCCCCAAGGACGCGCGUGCUUGCCAUCGCUCUGCGGCAGAGCGGUUGGCUGUCCCACGUUCGUGGCUCCCGCCCGGCAGAAACGUUGUCCCCGCGUCCCCUCAGAGUUCCCUGCACGGCUUCCCGCAAUGGCAGGCAGCUGUGGAGCCGGCCAAGCCGCCGCCCGACGCGGGCAGGCAGCGCCCGGGCUGCGCAGCGCUCGGAACGGCGUGGAGGGGCAGGAAUCCCAAGUAUCUGGACUGCCGGAGUACAUAAAGAUUGUAGAAGUUGGGCCAAGGGAUGGUUUACAAAAUGAAAAGGUGAUUGUCCCAACUGAUACCAAAAUAGAGUUAAUCAACCGGCUUUCUAAAACGGGCCUUCCAGUAAUAGAGGUGACCAGUUUCGUUUCAUCCAAAUGGGUGCCUCAGAUGGCAGAUCACAAAGAAGUAAUGAGAGGCAUUGAGCGGCAUCCUGGAGUCCAAUAUCCUGUUCUCACGCCUAAUCUUAAAGGUUUUCAUUCAGCUAUUGCAGCAGGGGCUACAGAGGUUUCAGUAUUUGGUGCAGCAUCUGAAUCUUUUAGCAAAAUGAAUAUUAAUUGUUCUAUUGAAGAGAGCAUAGAAAAAUUUGAAGAAGUUGCUAAGUCAGCAAGAAAUAUGAAUAUUCCAGUGCGUGGGUAUGUUUCUUGUGCAUUGGGAUGCCCAUAUGAAGGAGACAUCACACCAGCUAAAGUGGCUGAAGUGUCUAAACGUCUGUACAGUAUGGGCUGUUAUGAAAUCUCUUUGGGGGACACAAUUGGUGUGGGGACUCCUGGAAGUAUGAAAAGAAUGUUGGAAGCUGUUAUGAAGGAAAUCCCUCUGAAUGCCCUUGCUGUUCACUGCCAUGAUACAUAUGGGCAGGCGCUAGCCAAUAUCCUCACAGCCAUACAGAUGGGAGUUGCUGUAGUGGAUUCAUCUGUUGCAGGUUUGGGCGGCUGUCCCUAUGCAAAAGGUGCUACUGGAAAUGUGGCCACAGAGGAUGUUGUAUAUAUGCUUAAUGGUCUGGGGAUCAAUACAGGAGUCAAUCUUUAUACCGUGAUGGAAGCUGGAAACUUCAUCUGUACAGCUUUGAACAAGAAAACGAAUUCAAAGGUUGCACAAGCUUCCUUCAAUUCUAGAACUAUCAAGUAAACGGAUUUUCUUUGCAAUUACAUUUGUCAUCUACCUUGACCAAGGACACAUAUAUCAAGAAACCAAAUAUAAGAAAACCAUUUCAGCAAAGAACUAAAAUAGAAACCAGAUAUAACUUUCUGUUAUGGAAAGAGUUUCCAUACUGUAGUGUCUUGUUGAAAAUUGUCUUAUAAAUAAGUAUGAAAUAAAUGACUGUCAUAAAGAAUGCUAUGUUUGGUACUUACACAGGUGAGAAAACUGUAUGAACAGCAGAUCAUUUUAUCAUGCUUUAAGUUGAAUUUUGUUUUUUGAGUUUUUUUCGGUUGAACUGGUUGGAAACAGUGAAUACAUAGUUAACUUUUAAUCAAGAUGACUUUUAGAGCAAUACAAAUAUUUGCAGUAGUUUAUGAGAUCCCACAGUGUGUGUGGCCAUUCUCUUAUGUGUUUUAUUUAUCUGAGUCUAUAUUUUUCGUUUGUCAACUCAGUUCUGUUGUGAACACAGAUCCAGAUCAGAAUUCACCGUAAGAAAUUUUUAGAUACAGCACUUUUGUUAUUGUGUUUUGUUUAACAUCUGUUAAAUAUAUGGAUGACUUUAUCUUGUUCCAAGACUUUAUGGUUAAUGGCAGCCUUCCAGAUCCUCCAAAUCUGAUGCAAAUUUUCUUAUUUGCUACAUAUGUUAAAUUUGUUGUAGUUGCUUUUUUUUUUUUUUUUUUGUCAACUGUAUUAAAACCUAAUUAUAUUAAGCAAUUAAAAACUGGCAAGAUUUUCAACUGUCAUUCAGGGUAGUAGUAAUAUAGAAUGGGCAAAAAUUUUGUCCAUGGUCUCAUUAAACAACUGGACUUUUUCUUCUAUAUUCUAUGAGUUGACAUUUUCCAUUAAUUUCUGAGGAUAUUACUACUCAGUUGGACUUGCUUACACAGUGAGAAGCAUCUGUAAUAUUUCUCUGUGCUCUUGUGAUGGUGAUACUUUACUGUUAAGAUGUCCUAGUUCAGCAAGAUGCUAGUGAACUGCUUUGUCAUUUUUAGAUCUAUAAUUGACAAAAGCAAAGAAAAGCCUUAUAUCUAUAAACUGUUGAAAUGCUCCAUGAAAAUAUUGUCAUUUUUCAAUUUGAAACAUCAGUACUGUUACUGAUUUUGUGUAGAUUUUUUCAGAAUUCUUUCAGAAUAUUUAACAAUUUUUUUAUCAGUAAAGUUUCCCCUUUCAGUCUG